CUGCGAAGUAGUUGCGGUGCGUGAAACAAGUCGGGCAGGGGACGAUCGUUUUCACAACUGAUUUUCGUCUGUCCGAGUCUGGAUUCUUCAAUGAGGUCGUCUAGUCACUUGUAGCGGCUUGGGGAGAAGAUUGAUCUGAGCGCUACCGGGAAAACUACUUGAGUUUUCUCUUCCAGUCGGGACUGAAAAUGAAAUUCUGGAUUUUUGCACUCGUUGUCAUCACGGCAUUAGAAGCAACACACGGGGGGAUCACAGGAGAAGCUUGUAAUGGGCUGGACUGCAGUGGAGGAUGCAUCUGUAACCCAGAGAAAGGCAGCCGGGGUCGUCCAGGGGCCCUUGGACCUGUUGGACCCAGUGGACCAGAGGGUAUCUCAGGCAGCUAUGGACCUAGAGGGCCCAAAGGUGAGGGGGGUAAUAUCGGAAUAAAGGGCCCCUCUGGGCUGAAAGGAGACAAGGGGCCCAUGGGUGUACCCGGGUUCCCAGGAAAUGACGGAGUCCCUGGUCACCCUGGGGCCGGCGGAGGCAGGGGUCUGGCAGGGCCUGAUGGUUGCAAUGGGACCCAGGGAGACCCAGGCCCCAGAUCGCUAGAUGGAGGAAUUCCUGGAUCUCCUGGGCUGGAUGGGCCUUUUGGUCCUAAAGGUCAGAAGGGAGAGCCUGUUUACAUUGGAUUCAAUGGGGGAAGUCCUGGUUUGCCUGGGCUGGACGGUGUACCUGGUCCUAGAGGUCCAGGAGGAAGUUCCGGUCUCAUUGGCCCCAGAGGUCCGGAAGGAUUCCCUGGUCCUCCAGGCCUCCCCGGCCCCCCCGGCCCUGUAGGAAGCAACAGCCUAGGGUUCCAGGGAGAGCCAGGAGACAAGGGCGACGCGGGUCAGGCCGGAGCCCAAGGCCCGCCCGGCAGCGAGUCGUACGUAAGCGGCGGCAUAACAACCGCUGUCUACAAAGGAGAUAAGGGCGAUGUGGGCCCGCCAGGAGACCCAGGCACGCCCCUUGUCAAUGGAGUGGUGGAGUUUGUGGGCUUUCCCAAAGGAGACAAAGGACCCAAGGGAGAGAUAGGUUACAAAGGAUUGCGUGGAUUCCCUGGUUUUCCCGGAGCUCCUGGUCCUUCCGGUUUUCCUGGUGAAGAUGGAGAAAAGGGCAUUCUGGGGUAUCCAGGGGGACGGGGUCCUCCUGGUUUCAAUGGACCGCCCGGCCCUCCAGGAAGACAGGGAUUUACAGGAAGUCCAGGAUUACCUGCGCAACCAGGGUACAGGGGACCUAAGGGCGACCAGGGUGAUAGGGGGCCUCCUGGUCCCCCCAUCUACACUGGCGGACAAGAGGUGGUUGUUCAAGGACCACCAGGUGACAACGGUUUAGAUGGCUUACCUGGCCCCCCAGGUGACCUGGGUGUCCCAGGGAUUCCAGGAUCCCCAGGACCACAAGGACCACGUAGUGAUGGCGAUGGUCGUGAAGGCAGCCUAGGGCUCCCGGGAUCCCAAGGGCCAAAGGGAGAGAGGGGCAACCCAGGGAGACAGGCCUACGGCAUAGAGGGUCAACCAGGAAGACCAGGCUUACCUGGACCACCUGGAACUCCCGGACCUCCCGGACCUUCCGGGUCACCUCUUAUCGUAGAUUUUUUCAACGAAGUAUCAGGACCGCCAGGACCACCAGGAGGUCAAGGACCACCUGGAGCUCGAGGAUAUAAGGGACGCAAAGGGGAGCUGGGUGACUGUCAAUGCCUCGGAGGAGGCGCCUUGGGUGAGAUUGGACCCCCGGGUCCUCCCGGGUCUGAUGGAAGACCUGGGGGGUCAGGAAGGCAAGGCGAGAACGGAGACCGUGGCUCAUCUGGGUUUGGAGGACAGCAGGGAACACCUGGUCGUCCAGGCGAGAGGGGUUUCUUUGGGCGUAAAGGCGAGAAGGGUUCUCCUUACUACCCAAGAUUCAGCCAGGCGAUCAAGGGUGAAAUGGGGUCCCGGGGCCCUCAAGGCCCCCCUGGAGAAAUGGGCCGAUCCGGGAGAGAUGGACUGCCUGGUUUCCCAGGACAACCUGGGCCUCCUGCUGAUGAUUUUGGUUAUGGAAUUGUCGGGGACAAAGGAUUCCCAGGAUUCCCAGGGCCAAAAGGUCGUGUCGGUGAACCUGGAGAGAACGGGAUUGGCUACCAGGGUACCAUCGGUACCCGUGGGUUUCCGGGCGAUACAGGGCCUUCUGGUUUACCGGGCGCACCGGGGUCACGUGGCCCUAAAGGUGACAGCUGUGGGCAGGAGGGGGUUAAUGAUGCGGAGGGAGGCUUGACACUACCUUGUCGUCUCCCCGGCGAGGACGGAGAUCCUGGCAGCCGAGGAACACCUGGGAGACCAGGGCCUAAGGGCCAGGCAGGUUUCCCAGGUAGUCCCGGCCAGCGAGGCUUUGAUGGAGUGAAGGGAGAGAGAGGAGGCCCUGGCUUUGGAGGUCUGCCCGGACCACAAGGUUUUCCUGGCCCCAGAGGAGACGCGGGGGUCCCAGGUAUUUCAGGCGAGGGCCGUCCAGGGGCCCCAGGAAAGAAUGGGCUCCCAGGACGGCCAGGGGAAAGGGGGAAGCGGGGAGAGGUGCUGGGUGCUUCACCAGGGCCACCUGGAUUGCCUGGAUUCCAAGCAGAACCAGGGGCCAAGGGACAGCCAGGAACAACAGGACUGUCUGGAGAACAAGGUAUUGAUGGCCGCUUCGGAAUUCCCGGAGCCAAGGGCGAGCGUGGCACAGAUGGUUACGCUGGAAUAUCAGGUCCUCCUGGAUUUCCUGGAGACAACAUAGGGGGUGGAUUACCCGGUCCUCCUGGACCAGCUGGAAGCAGAGGACCAUCUGGACCUCUAGGCUGUCAAGGCUACCCUGGCACAAAGGGAUUCCGAGGCGACCCAGGCUUUCCAGGCCUUGCUGGGUUCAAGGGAAAACCAGGGAUACCAGGAGCCAAUGGCCCUCCAGGACUUAGGGGUGUUCCAGGACCACCCGGUCCUGGGGGAAGGGAAGGUUUCCCUGGGGGACCAGGAAGAAAAGGUGAAAGUGGUUCGCCCGGAUUGGUGGGUUUCCCAGGAAUGCCAGGUAACCCUGGAAGGCCUGGUAGUCAAGGAGUAAAAGGGGCUCCGGGAUUCUCAGGAAGAGAUGGCCGACCUGGAGAACUUGGAGUGACAGGACUUAAAGGUGACAGAGGUUACCCUGGUCGCCCUGGGGAACGUUCCCCGCCCCCCAGUCCUCUGAACCUGGUGAAUGGACAGAAGGGUGACAAUGGUCCGAACAGUCUUGCUGGUUUCCCUGGACCUAGAGGUGAAAAGGGUUUCCCGGGGCAGCCUGGCCGUCAGGGAUUGCCUGGGCUUCCUGGUUAUUCUGACAGGGCUAAAGGAGUGCCAGGAAGUCCCGGUAUCACGGGACGCCCAGCCGGGCCAGGCUCACCAGGGCCUAGCGGAUCUCCCGGUAUCAUCGGCUUCCCAGGAAUGCCUGGACCUAGGGGUGACGAUGGCGAACCUGGUUUCCCUGGCAACUUCGGAGUCCCUGGUCAGCCAGGAGUUAAAGGAGUGAGAGGUGAAUCCACUGGCUUUUCCGGGCGUCCCGGAAAUAAAGGUGAGACCGGAAGCCACGGUUACCCAGGUGUCUCAGGUGUUAAAGGUGAUCCUGGCGACAGUGGGCAACAAGGCAGCCGUGGAUUCAGUGGAAAGAAGGGAGAACAGGGAGAUCCAGGAAGACCCGGACUCACAGGCACCCCUGGUUUCACUGGGCCUAAGGGUCUGAAUGGAUACCCAGGAGAAAGGGGUCGAGAAGGAUCAACAGGCCGUCCGGGCUCCACUGGGUUACCUGGAGUUAAAGGUGUGCCGGGAUUUCCUGGUCUUAAUGGGCUCAAUGGACUGGCCGGGCCCAAGGGUCUACCAGGAAACCCAGGUUACAGUGAGGGGGGUCGCACUGGCGCCCCUGGAGCAGAUGGUCUAAAGGGAGAGAGAGGCUCUUUCAUCCCAGGGGUACCUGGAUACAACGGAGUAAAGGGAACUAAAGGAGAGUCAGGGAUUCCUGGUACAACAGGCUUCCCCGGUCCGCCUGGUCCUCGUGGGGAGACAACCAGUUCGAACAUCCCUGGGGCUCUGGGAAACCCUGGACUGCCUGGGCUGGAUGGAGAAUCUGGUUACCGUGGUCCUCCUGGCCCAGCAGGCCCACCGGGGCCCGGUACAAUCCAAGGAGACAGAGGUGACUCCGGCCUGUCUGGCUUCCCUGGAACCCCUGGUAAUCGCGGAGAUCCCGGAGUUUCCGGUAGCCCUGGGCGGGAUGGCAGCCCUGGAUUUCAAGGUGAGAAAGGUACCCCUGGGUACAGUGGAUCCCCGGGACAGAAGGGCUUCCCUGGAGACAAGGGAUACUAUGGAGGAAAAGGACCCAAGGGCUCAAAAGGUUUUCCUGGGAGGAAGGGACUCCCUGGUUCACUCUACCCCUUCCCAGGUCCUGAGAACUUGGGCACUGGCGACGAGGGUGAGCCUGGGUCCAACGGACUUUCAGGGUCCAUAGGAGGACCAGGUAGUCCUGGCCGAACUGGCAGAGUUGGUCCUAAAGGACGUCCUGGCCCCGUUGGGAAGCUGGGAAGGAAUGGAGAAUCCGGUCUGGAUGGGCCGUAUGGAGAUCCUGGUGCUCCCGGGUUCCCCGGACCUACUGGAUCACAAGGUCGGUCUGGUAAAGCCGGGCCACAGGGCCUCCCCGGUUCUGCGCCCCGCAGCAGGAGUAUCGGCUACACCCUGGUGAAGCACAGUCAGAGCAGCCAGGUGCCCAUGUGCCCGCAGGGGAUGACCAGGCUCUGGGACGGAUACAGUCUGCUUUACGUAGAGGGGCAGGAGAAGGCUCACAACCAGGACCUCGGCUUGGCAGGCUCCUGUCUUCCCCGCUUCAACACUGUCCCCUUCCUGUACUGUACGCCCAACGAGAUCUGCUACUACGCCAGCCGCAACGACAAGUCCUAUUGGCUGUCCACCACGGCGCCCAUUCCCAUGAUGCCGGUGGGCGAGGAGGCCAUCAGCCAGUACAUCAGCAGGUGCUCCGUGUGCGAGGCCUACUCGCAGGCCGUGGCUGUCCACUCCCAGGACCUCAGCAUCCCCACCUGCCCAGCUGGCUGGCGCUCUCUCUGGAUUGGUUACUCCUUCCUCAUGCACACCGCAGCCGGGGCUGAGGGUGGCGGACAGUCCUUGGUCUCGCCUGGGUCCUGCCUGGAGGAUUUCCGUGCCACGCCCUUCAUCGAGUGUAACGGGGCUAAGGGAACGUGUCACUACUUUGCCAACAAGUACAGCUUCUGGCUGACCACGGUGGAACCCAACCGGGAGUUUGACCCCCCGCCCAUGGACACGCUGAAGGGGGUCAACCAGCGCAGCCGGGUCAGCCGCUGCCAAGUAUGCAGCAAGAUCUUGUAGCCGAGGGAGGAGUUGAGUCGACGGCGGGAAACGCAAGAGUACAUGAAAAACAGAGGGACUGUAAAAAAACGUAGGAAAGAAAAUAAGACAGACGGAGGAAAUGAAAUAAUACAAAACAAAGACUUCGACCGACCGACUGGUCAGACCGACCCCUCCCUGCCUCGACAAGGUCUCACUAGGGGUGUUGGGGGAUCCUGGAGGGGGCCGAUUCUGUGAGUUUGGGAGGCCCCUCAUAUUGUUGCGAGACAGAGAUGUAGAGUGAGAGAUGGGGGAGGGGCUCUUGGAUUUGAUUUCCCGUUCACUAGAAUAUUGCUGAUAAGUGGUGCUAUCCUGUAUUUCUUUUCUUUGUCUUAAUUUUAGUGUCUUUUCUCUUGUUACUAUGGUUAUGUGUCACGGCUACCGAGGAGAGUGCAACUCCCCAAAAUCACCCAUUUGGACCUCAUGCACUCAUCAGCUUUGACCCCCUACGCUCACUGUUGCCAAGACUGGCGUGAAGUUCCGAGGUCCCUAAUCGCUUUCUAUGCUCAGUGUUUUAAGAUAUCCGCUUAUCUGGAACCUGAUAGGUUCUUUUAUGGUGCUAUCCUACCCUGGGACACAACUUCACAACAGUUUGGAAAAAGGUGAAUUCAGCACUAAAAUAUUAGUGUGAAUUGCACAGAUAGUGCCGGUAACAUCCCCCCAACAAGGCGUGUUUUUACAACAAGGCGUGUUUUUACAACAAGGCAUGUUUUACAACAAGGCAUGUUUUUGAUCGAUAGACCUAUGAGUUCAUCUCUGUAUGAGAAUGUAUUGCACUGAUGUGAAUUUCGAUCAUUUCUAUAACUGUCCCAAUACUUGCUCUCAGUAAGUAUUGGGACAGUGAAGCAUUUUUUCGUUUUACUUUUAACAGUUACUAUUCUUGAUAUGUUUAACAGUUUCUAUUAGGAUAAAAUAUAGUUUUCAGCUUUUCUUGCAUAUGUGAGUAUGUGUUGGUUUCGCCAUUUAGAAAUGAUAACACAUUUUAUACAUGGGGCAUUUCAUGGCAGAUUCAUAUAAUGUCCAAAUGAAGCACUUUUGUUUAGUAAUAAUUCUCCAAACUGUUGUUUUUAGUAUGUCUAAGGUUUUGGUUAUAUUUCCAUAUUACAAUAUCUGGUUCUCAUGAUGACAUUGUUAGUUUCGGCAGCUAUUUUAGAUUAAAUCAUAGAUGCAUUUUACUUUUUUACUUUCAGUCAUAUUUUUGUCAUUUUGAGCCUUCUUAGUUUUAGUGUACUUUCAGUCAACUAUUAUUCAGGUAAUUUUAGUCCUGUAUUUUAGUCCUAUAUUUUCCUUCCAACAGGACAGUUGCAUAAAAUGCUUUCCUUCUCUUUUCAGGGCCAGGGACCCCUGGCUUCAUAUUUGAUCAUUUCUGUUUUCUAACCAAAACUAAUUCAAACAGGCUAAAACAAGUAUUGGGACAAGCCGACAGGUUAUGCAAGUAUCCUUUUACUUCAGUUUAAAGCAGCUCUUGCACCUGUGAAAGAAAAUGAUUCCUCAGUCAAGACAAAACAAAACGAUAUACAGUAAUAGAGUAAGUGUUAUGAAUCGCUUGUUGUUGCUGCAAUUUCCUUAGUAUCAACAUAGACAAUAAAUAAUCCACUGUGCCACUUUAACCCCACAUCAACUAGCUGUAUGCAGCUAACUUUAAAGUUAUCAUUUUCAUAGCUAGUUUACUAGUGACAACUCACGUAAUCCUGAAAUAGUUACUAGUGACAACUCCUGUAAUCCUGAAAUAGUACUCCAUGAAAUAGUUACUAGUGACAACUCCCGUAAUGCUGAAAUAGUACUCCAUGAAAUAGUUACUAGUGACAACUCCCGUAAUCCUGAAAUAGUACUCCAUGAAAUAGGGUGAUAAUGGGAAAAAACGGGUUGUCAUUUUCUAAAUGGUUAAAUCAUGUACACAUACUCUGAAAUAAAAGCUGAGAAUCUGUAACGAUCUUUAAUCUUUAAUAAAAAAAAUUAAUUUAAAAUUCAAUUAGUUGGAGCUUAGAGCCUAAUGAAAAAAAUACUGUGUGUCUAUGCAGGUAAAGAUCUCACACUUUUCUAAUGGGUAAAGUUUGAGCCGACAUUUCAAUUUCCUUAAUUUUUUUGCUACAUUUUUAGCUUUGUCCACAAAUAGUAAUAAAGGACAAUUCCUCAACAUUAUUUGGAUACGAAUGAAAAGAAAAGGAACUUUUAAAAGUGAGACUUCAUCAGGCAGUUACUUUAAAGUGGUUUUGUAGUUAUUUAGAACCCUCACGUCAAAGGUUCCACAUAUCUGUCUACUGUAAUAUAACGCCUGUUUCCCUCACACUCCCGCUACAUACUCACCUCUAUGUUUAGUGACCAAAAUAGGGAUUUAUUUAAAAGAAAAUACAACUCCACAAUAACGGCCUAUGACAACAUCAAACAUACACCAAACUUCUUGUAUAAUAUUUGCUGUUAUAUUUGUAGCUUACUGUACAUUUUAUCAGUGCAAAUUUUAAGGCCUUCUGAUGUUACUGUUGUAUUGGCUUUCCUCAGGUCCUGUAAAACCAAUGAACACACUCCAGAGCAUCUACCAAACAGACGCCUGCCACAUCAAUUAGUUAGAUAGGCGAUUACCGUGUCAUCUAACCACACCGUACCGUGAAGUCAGGGCCGGCUCCAGGCAUAAGCGACAGAAGGGCUCGCUUAAGGCCCCUGACCGCAAGGGGGCCUCCGACUGCUAGGGAGCCCCUGAACGAUAGGGGAGGGGUGGCCCCAAAUGAAAUUUUACUUUGGGGUGGCCCCAAAAGGAUAGAGCCGGUACUGCAUCAAUGAAUAUGUUGCCUGACUACACGGUCCAUUGCAGUGGCACACAACCAUUGCCUGUGAAGCCUGCAAUAUAGGUGCCCCCGGAAUGCGUCCAUUGUUGUUGGACUGAAGGUUAAGGUCCUGGGUGACUUGUAACCACUAUGACCACUAUGUGCAACACAGGACCAUCUCUCUUUGGUAGCCCUGAGUACAUUUUUCUCAUUUUCCCCACAAUUUGUGUUGUUUUGUCUUUAAUCUAGAUUGUAUAUUAUUUUUACUUCACUCUAUGUAAACCCUAGUUCAGAGGUUAUUUACAAAAAUAAUGUGGGGAGGCUGAUCUGUAUAUUCAAUGAUAGUACAAAAAUAACAAGGUUAGGAAACGUGUUAUGUUGAAAUACAUUUCUAUGUUUAUUUUCACAGACACGAAAGGAUAAAGACAUUUUGUAUUUUUGUUGUUUUGACACAUUUUACACAUAUAACAGCAACUUAAGUGUAAGUGCUUACAAUGAUUAUGCAGUUGUGCUACAUUUUCCUCAAAGAGGAUGGACGGAAUUGGUCUGAAAUGUGUAUUUUUGUGUUAACGCUGAAAUAAAGUAUUAAAACUCA
Molecule: messenger RNA, 8753 nt
Organism: Esox lucius (northern pike)
Lineage: Eukaryota; Metazoa; Chordata; Actinopteri; Esociformes; Esocidae
Gene: col4a6
Product: collagen, type IV, alpha 6
Exons: 46
Coding region: 189-5378 (1729 amino acids)
Cellular component (GO): collagen trimer
Molecular function (GO): extracellular matrix structural constituent
Source: RefSeq, a predicted model, not a curated record